AUGGCAUCCCCGGCUGCUCCAGAGACCAUCAUGAUCGAUGGCAAGAAGUACAGGCACGUUCGUGAAGGUCUGGCUUCAGUACUUGCGCCAUAUGCUGGGGAACCUCCAGCAUCAGCCAAACACUCCAAAAACAACGACGAGGGCAACCAGGCCGUCUUCUACAACCCUAUUCAGCAGUUCAAUCGAGACCUGAGUGUCCUGGCAAUCACUGUCUACGGCGAAGGCGCUCUGGCGGAGAAGCAAGCAAGAGUUACUCAAAGGAAUGAGCAUACGAAAAAGAAGAAGGCUGCAAAAAAGAUGAACGCCCAACCUACUGCUCAACUCGGUAAUGACGCCAGCAGCAAACCAGAGCAACCUAAUAAUCGAAAGCGCAAAGCUGAUCACCUGGACGAUACAGUGGAGGCUGGUGAUGCAGAAGAGCCUGUAAAGAAAUUUAAAGCUAAUGGACACGACGAAGACGACGAAGAACCACUCGUUGCCGAGCUCACUGCAGACCCUGCGGGUAAUGAGAUUGGAGGGGUAGAGCUGCAGCCAAAGAAUGAUGAGCAGCCAGAGGCUGCCGAACCUGCGGACGCUCCACCUGCAGUCUCAAAGAAACAACUUCCUUUCUCUAUUCUGGAUGCUUUGUCCGCAACAGGUCUCCGAGCAUUGCGAUACGCCAAAGAAAUACCAUUUGCUACAAACAUCGUCGCAAAUGAUCUCUCACGGGCCUCGGUCGAGAACAUCGAACUCAAUAUUAAACACAACGAAGUCAAAGACAAAGUCCGGUCGAACCUCGGUGAUGCUCGAGCUUUCAUGUAUAGCAAAGUUGGAAACGAGCAGUUAAGGCCUGCGGAAGGAUAUGUGCAUCGAUAUGACGUGAUCGACAUCGACCCUUAUGGGACGGCAGCUCCUUUCUUCGAUUGCAGUCUUCAGGCAGUCCAGGAUGGUGGGAUGCUGUGUAUUACCUGCACAGAUGCUGGUGUCUUUGCUUCAGCGGGAUAUCCAGAGAAGACAUUUGCACUGUACGGUGGAAUUCCUCUUAAGGGCCCACAUUCGCAUGAAGCUGGUUUGAGACUGAUACUCAAUGGGGUUGCGAUGUCUGCCGCAAAGUAUGGUCUUGCAAUCGAGCCCCUUCUGUCACUUUACAUCGAUUACUAUGCCCGGCUGUUCAUUCGCGUCCACCGAAAGCAGCAAGAGGUCAAGAUGUUAGCUGGCACGUCCAUGACGGUCUACAAUUGCGGACAUGGCUGCGGAGCUUGGGUCACACAGCCUCUGCUUCGGAACCAACCACAGAAAUCAAAAUCUGGCGACUUAUUCUACAAAUUCUCGUUCGCUCAAGCACCGUCCACAAAUCGGAAUUGUGAGCAUUGUGGUUCUAUCAUGCAUCUGUGUGGUCCGAUGUGGUCAGGCCCGCUGCAUAAUCCGCAUUUUGUUGAGAAGAUGCUCGAAAAGGCCCGAAUCCUGGACAAGGACACAUAUGUCACCGUCGAUAGAAUUGAGGGAAUGCUCACUUUGGCUCUAGAGGAGGAUCUCAUGCCCAGUGACUCAGGCCCGGAUGCUGCAAAUGUCUCAGAAUCAAAGGACGGAGCUACGCCUGCCUCGACGCUAAUACCGCGGCUUGCCACCAACAAGCCAGACGUUGCUCCAUUUUUCAUCAUGCCUACUUAUCUGGCAAAGAUAAUCCAUUGCGCAACACCUUCGGAAGAUGCGAUGAGAGGUGCCCUGCUUGGUCUCGGCUACAAAGUUUCCAGGUCACAUUGCAAGCCAGGCAGUAUCAAAACGAAUGCCCCGUGGUCCGUGUUGUGGGAAGUGAUGCGAGAAUUCAUGCGGACAAAGGCACCUAUCAAGGAUGGGGCGGUUAGAAAAGGCACAGCAGGGUAUCAGAUCUUAGCGAGGGCCAGAGGAUCAGAGAGGGCUCUCGUGUCGGAAUUGAAGGACGCAACAAGGGAACAGCUUCGGAGGUGCGAGAUCAAGGACGACCUGAAAACAGUGCUGCAAGGGAUCUUGUAUCGAUUGGAGAACGAACAUUCGAUGCUCGAAAAGAAGAGCGGUGAAUCUUCUGAACCGAACGGUGGUGGCGAAGACGCAACAGCUCAAACUGACGAACCACUUAACGGUCGUCGCUCACGGUCUGAAAGUCCUUCAAUUCCACCACUGAACAAGCUCAGAAUUACGUUUGACGAAAAGUUGGGAAAGGAGAAGCCUCGCGGCAGGUUAGUGAGGUACCAGAUGAACCCGAGGGAGAAUUGGGGUCCGAUGAGCCGCGCUGGAAGGACUUCUUGA
This is a messenger RNA of Fonsecaea multimorphosa CBS 102226, 2265 nucleotides long. RefSeq lists its product as uncharacterized. Gene Ontology annotation, cellular component: nucleus. Gene Ontology annotation, molecular function: RNA binding. Gene Ontology annotation, biological process: tRNA N2-guanine methylation. The record is from RefSeq and is a predicted model, not a curated record. The coding region runs from base 1 to 2265 and encodes 754 amino acids. The transcript has a single exon. NCBI's taxonomy places the organism in Eukaryota, Fungi, Ascomycota, Eurotiomycetes, Chaetothyriales, Herpotrichiellaceae.